AAUAAAUAAAUAAAUAUUCUUUUCUUUUCUUUGCUUACAAAAUUACUUCUCUCUCUCUCUGUAGCCGUUCAGCUGGCCAAUUCAGCUUGGAACUCGUCAACCAGAGCUCCUUCACUUUGAUUUCUCAUCCUCUCUUUCUUUAUUUCUUUCUAUAUAAAUUCUAGCUCCUCUUCUUCUUACAUCACUUCAAAAACAAUAUGGAUUGCUUGGUCUUGCCUGCUGUUUCACUCUUAAGAAAGCGCUCCACAGGGUCCCGGCUAGGCUACCAGCCAUUAAAAGACGAUGGAUUCGUCGGGGAUUUCAACCGGCCGGUGACGGUUGUGGUUGGAAAAGAGAAAAGGGAGUUCUUGGUUGAUCCUUUUGUAUUGGAAGAGAGUCCAUUUCGUGUUCUGAUAGAAACAGUCGUGACAAGAAAUGAUCACAAACAACGACAACAAGAAGAUAUGAAGAGAAGAGAAAAGAGAUCUGUGAUAUUUGUGGAUGUUGAUGCGAUUCUGUUUGAGCAUAUGCUGUGGCUUCUGUAUAAUGAUUGUUCUUCUUUGUUUGAGCUUAAUGUUAAAGAGAUUAUUGACUUCUAUGCUCAAGAUUACUAGAGAGAAAAAAGAUGAAGAAGAAGAAGGUAUACUUUUAAUUAGUCUUUCUUCAUGAAUUUGAAGAUUUUAUUAUGUCCAUGAUUAUUCAGAUUAUUAGAUUAAUAUAGAAUAAUCUAGUGAUUGAAUGCAUGUAAUUUCAUGAAAAUUCCAUUACAUGUGUAUACAGAUAAAUCUAAUUUUAUAUUCAAAUG
Manihot esculenta (cassava) is the source of this 784-nucleotide messenger RNA. RefSeq lists its product as uncharacterized. The coding region runs from base 198 to 593 and encodes 131 amino acids. The record is from RefSeq and is a predicted model, not a curated record. Lineage: Eukaryota; Viridiplantae; Streptophyta; Magnoliopsida; Malpighiales; Euphorbiaceae. The transcript has a single exon.